UCAACAGCAAACAAGAAAUUUACCAAACAAUCUACAAAAUGGCCAAAUUCAUCAUUGUAUUGUGCGCUUUCAUUGCCUGUGCUGCCGCCAAACCCGGUAUUGUAGCUCCUUUGGCUUAUACCGCUCCCUUUGCCGCUGCCACUCCUUUGGCUUACUCAUCCCCCUUGGCCUACUCUCAUCCCUUGGCUUACUCUGCUCCUUUGACUUAUGCUGCCGCUCCCGUAGCUUAUGCUAAUGCUCAUUUGGAUGCCGCUUAUGCCAGCAGCCGUGUUGACAUCAAGCAAAACUACAAUGCUGCCGUAGUUCCUGCCACUUAUGCUGCCGCCGCUGCUGUGCCCGUAGCUACUCCUUUCGCUGCUCCCGUAGCCCCUCUUAAAUACACUGCUGCCCCCGUUUUGUUGUAAAUUUCUGGUUAAUGAAUGUUGUUAAGGAAAUAAACUGAAAUAUCUGUGAUUAAUUGUUUUAAAAAAAA
Messenger RNA from Calliphora vicina (urban bluebottle blowfly), 472 nucleotides. RefSeq names its product testis-specific gene A8 protein-like. The transcript is spliced from 2 exons. The record is from RefSeq and is a predicted model, not a curated record. Bases 39 to 404 code for a protein of 121 amino acids. NCBI's taxonomy places the organism in Eukaryota, Metazoa, Arthropoda, Insecta, Diptera, Calliphoridae.